AUGGGGAUUUACAAGUUCAUUUCACCCCUUCUCUUCUUCUCAUAUUUCUGCAUGCAUGCAUUUGUUCUGAACUCAUUUCUUAGUUUGGCCCUCGCCGGAUCAAACAAGACGGAUAAACUGGCCUUGCUCGAAUUCAAGGCUUGGAUAACCACAGACCCCUUUGGAGUCAUGACUUCAUGGAACGAAACCCUCCACUUUUGCCAAUGGCACGGCAUUACCUGCAGUCACCGCCACAAGAGGGUCACAACGUUGACGCUGAGGUCCUUGAAGCUUGGAGGCUCCAUAUCGCCACAUGUUGGAAAUUUGAGUUUCCUCAGAGUGUUUAGUCUCUCAAACAACAGCUUUAGCCAUGAAAUCCCUUCAGAAAUUGGCCGUCUGCGCAGGUUGCAACGUUUGGGAUUGCAAAAUAAUUCACUGAGUGGGGAAAUUCCUGCUAAUUUAUCAGGUUGCUCUGAACUCAACUACAUAAUUAUUGGCGGCAAUUUGUUAGAAGGUAGUAUCCCUAAGGAGCUUGGCACCUUGUUAAAGCUAAUUAUAUUCGAUAUUGCAUACAACCACCAUACAGGAAGUAUCCCUUACUCUUUUAGCAACACAUCAUCUCUUGAAGUGUUUGGUGCAGCUUUUAAUAGUUUAAGUGGCAGUAUUCCAGAUAUCUUUGGUCGAUUGACCAAUUUUUAUUUUCUUGGAUUGGAUGGAAAUAACUUGUCUGGUACGAUCCCUCCCUCAAUUUUCAAUGUCUCUUCUCUUGAAACCUUUGCUGUGGGACUUAAUUACAACCUCCAAGGCACUUUUCCUUCAAACUUGGGCAAUUCCUGUCCAAGUCUCCAAACUUUUGCCAUCAGUAAUAACCAGUUUAGUGGGAUUAUACCUGUUUCAAUAUCUAAUGCCUCAAAUCUGUUUGAACUAGCAAUACACAAAAACCAACUGCACGGAGAAGUCCCCUCUUUGAAAAACUUACACAAUCUUGGGCGGUUUACUCUUGCUAUUAACCAUCUUGGAAGUGAAGGAACUGGUGAUGAUUUGAGCUUUCUUUGCGAUCUGACUAAUGCCACCGGUUUACAAUACUUGGAAAUGGGUGGAAACAACUUUUGGGGUACGCUGCCUCAGUGCUUAGCCAACCUGUCUUCUUCACUUGUAUCUUUCUACGUAGACUAUAAUAGUAUAUUUGGCAGUAUCCCGAAAGGGAUGGAAAAUCUGCAUAACCUGGAAAGCAUAGCGCUGUCUGGCAACCGGUUAUCAGGUCUCAUCCCUCCUGAAAUAGGAAGGCUUUCCAAAUUAUAUGUAGUAUAUAUGGAAAAAAAACUCGCUCUCUGGGAAUGUUCCAUCAUCUUUUGGAAAUUUAAGUCGAUUAACUCAUCUGCAUCUACAUGA
Molecule: messenger RNA, 1371 nt
Organism: Malus domestica (apple)
Lineage: Eukaryota; Viridiplantae; Streptophyta; Magnoliopsida; Rosales; Rosaceae
Source: RefSeq, a predicted model, not a curated record